UUUUAGUUGAAAAAGGUGCUUCCUUCCAGAUCCUUUGCUUGUUUAACUAGCACCAGCGUGCUGAGCAGUGAGCACAGUAAAGCUUCAAUGCUUCAACUCACAAGUCACAAUUAAUACUUGUUCAAUGCUUUUUCCCGUCUCCAAAUCCCCAAUUUCCGGACCAAUUUCGUUCUCUUUCGUUUACGCGAGUGACAAGUGUAAUCUCUCUGAAUUUUGAAUUUUUGCUUCAGCUGGUGUGAACAUUUGAGGCUAAAGAUGGGUUGAUCGAGUACCCUUUUUGCAUUCUAACCCCCAUUUUCUCGAAUUCUAGGAUGAUUUAUGCAGGACCAGGAUUAGAGUUAGUAGAGCUCCAAUUUUAUUGGCGAUUAAUUAGAUAAAUCCUGCUUGAUGCAAGCAUCGGGAACCUUCUAAGGCAUGGGAUAUUCCAUUCAAUUUCAAAAGUUAUGGCGCUUUGAGAAAAGGAAAUGGCUCCUUGUGGUGCUUUUUGUGGCUUUUACUCAUUUGUUCUGUCAGCUCUUUGUGCUUCCCUAUGGCAAUGCUCUUCGGUCUCUAUUUCCGGGUGAUGAGCUUCAAAUGCAUGACAAGGGCAUCUUUUUAUCGAGAUUUUCUUCUGUUAAGUCCGUGAUGCUUAGCAACUCCAUCCCUGUCAAUGCUUCAGAUUCAGUGGAUGCUAAGCUGCUCGUUAGCGCUGUCAAAAAUGCUGACAAAUAUGUUUUGGGUGGGAACAUUGGGCAUGGUGAUGUAGAAAUGGAAGAGAAAAUGAAUUCGGAGAAUGAUCUUGCAUUAGGCAAGAAAGACCUAGAAAAUAGUUUUGAUGAUGUUGAAAAGAGGAAGGAAGGCGAUGAUUUCCCUUCUGAGAAUGUUGUAAACUUGGGGGAAAGUUCUGUAGUGGCCAACAAUCAAGAUUAUAAGCAUUUCUUGGUCAAAGUAAAUGGAAGUAGGCACAGUCUCUCGGUGGAUCAGAUUGUUGAACCAAGCAAUGGAUCUUCAAUGAAUAAUGUUCCAGGAGGAGAUGCGAGUGUUACCCAAGUGACAGUUGGGACAGUUAGGACUGCAAUUGUAUCCCCCUCAGUUGUUUUGCCCCAAGAAGAAAGUAUUCAUAGCCAGAGUGCAAACACAAGUGCUGAUGACCACUUUUCAUCUAAGGGAUCUGCAAAUCUCAAUGAGAGUUCUGCAUCACAAAAGUAUCGUGACAUUAAUGAUGUGUCAGAUAAGUUAAUUGAAACAGAACAUAGUAUUGCCCCGGAGCAGAUUGUUGAACCAAUUAGUGAUGGAGUUUCAGCAGAAACUACUGUAGAAGAAGAUACAUCUGAUUUCGAUGACAUUACUUCUUCAGUAGACUUGGUGUCAAAUUCAAGCAUCGUAAUUGAUUCUGCUGUAGUAAACAGAUCUUCAACUGGAGCAGAAAUAAUACUACUUCCAAAUAAUCAAAGUUGGUUGCAGUUUCAAAGUGAUAUCUCACCACCAAAAAACAACUCUAUGACGAAGAAGAUGAGAUGUGAGAUGCCCCCAAAAUCAGUAAUGUCCAUAAAUAUGAUGAAUGAGUUAUUAGUUAGGCACCGCCGUUCUUCUCGUGCAAUGAGGCCUCGAUGGUCCUCAGGACAUGACCAGGAAAUCCUAGCAGCAAAGAUGCAGAUUGACAAUGCUCCUCCUGCAAAGAAUGAAAUAGAGCUCUAUGCUCCUCUCUUUAGAAAUGUUUCUAGAUUUAAAAGGAGCUAUGACCUCAUGGAACGCAAUCUCAAAGUGUAUAUCUACAAGGAAGGAGAAAAACCAAUCUUUCAUCAGCCAAUCCUAAAGGGCUUAUACGCCUCAGAGGGAUGGUUUAUGAAAUUGAUGGAGGGAAACAGACAGUUUGCGGUUAAGGAUCCCAGAAAGGCACACCUAUUUUACAUGCCAUUCAGUUCUAGAAUGCUCGAGUAUUCCCUGUACGUACGCAACUCUCACAACCGCACAAACCUACGACAAUAUUUGAAACAGUACACGGAAACAAUUGCAGCAAAGUACCGCUUCUGGAAUAGAACUGGUGGAGCCGAUCAUUUUCUUGUUGCCUGCCAUGAUUGGGCUCCAUAUGAAACGAGGCAUCAUAUGGAACACUGCAUCAAGGCCCUCUGCAAUGCAGAUGUGACUACCGGCUUCAAAAUAGGCCGAGACAUCUCUCUUCCAGAAACCUACGUGCGAUCGGCCAGAAAUCCUCUGAGGGACCUCGGUGGAAAACCCCCUUCUAAACGACACAUACUCGCCUUCUAUGCCGGUAACAUGCAUGGCUACCUGCGUCCAAUCUUGCUGAAGCACUGGAAGGACAAAGACCCGGAUAUGAAGAUCCUUGGUCCUAUGCCUCCCGGAGUGGCAAGCAAGAUGAAUUACAUCCAGCAUAUGAAAAGCAGCAAGUACUGCAUCUGCCCCAAGGGCUACGAGGUGAACAGUCCACGUGUCGUCGAAGCCAUCUUCUACGAGUGCGUGCCAGUGAUCAUAUCUGACAACUUUGUCCCGCCGUUUUUCGAGGUCUUGGACUGGGGGGCCUUCUCUGUGAUCCUUGCGGAGAAAGACAUUCCAAACUUGAAAGAUGUUCUCCUUUCUAUACCAGAGGAGAGGUAUCUUGCAAUGCAGCUUGCUGUGAGGAAGGCUCAGAGGCAUUUUCUGUGGCAUGCCAAGCCGUUGAAGUAUGACCUCUUCCACAUGACACUUCACUCUAUUUGGUACAACAGAGUUUAUCAGAUAAAAGUUAGAUGAGUAGCACAAGACAAUUAACUGUUGGGGAAUAAGACUAUACUACUCGAGUCUUACUAAGAGAGCAAUUGAGACUCACAGGACUCGAACUCGCGAGUGCUACGACCUAUCACUAAGUUAGACUUUAUCGCUCAUUCAUCUUGUACCACUGCAGAAAGUGUUUGUGGGUUUGAACUGGAUAAUGGUCCUGUAUAGGCUCUGCUGUAAAUAGGUUUUACUGUGUACCAUUUUGUCAACUGGAGUGCCUUCAAGACUUAUUUUUUUUCUUCUUC
Messenger RNA from Diospyros lotus (date-plum), 2999 nucleotides. RefSeq names its product probable glycosyltransferase At3g42180. The record is from RefSeq and is a predicted model, not a curated record. Lineage: Eukaryota; Viridiplantae; Streptophyta; Magnoliopsida; Ericales; Ebenaceae. Gene Ontology annotation, molecular function: glycosyltransferase activity. Bases 415 to 2730 code for a protein of 771 amino acids. The transcript is spliced from 6 exons.